Molecule: messenger RNA, 441 nt
Organism: Dentiscutata erythropus
Lineage: Eukaryota; Fungi; Glomeromycota; Glomeromycetes; Diversisporales; Gigasporaceae
Source: the annotation of a GenBank genome assembly
AUGCCAAAAGUUGAAAGAGACACUGGAAACAAAAACAGGAUAACGCCUUACCAUAGCACACCAAGGCAUAUCGAACAAGUUGUCCUUUCUGGUGCAAAAAAAUCUACAUUAUCACCUCCAAAAGAUCAUUUAAUAUCAAAUCCAUUUGACGAGCCAUUAAUGCCGUUAACCAGGAAAGAGAUUAUGGAUUUGUUAAGGUCAGAAGAAUUACUUGAUUCAGCGGUUCAAAAUGAUAGCAUAUCGCGCGGCAGCGAGUAUACACCAUUUAUGUGGCAAGUCGAUUAUUUCUUGACACUGCUUGAAAAGUACGAAGGGAAAGCGAAACAGAGCUCAAGAAAUUUAAUGUUCAAUCAUUUGAACCACGUUAACGGUAAUAAAUCAGAAAUGUCGAAGACGAAUUUAUGGCCUCCGGGUAUGCCCAAACAUAAAGAGGGAAGGUAG